Molecule: messenger RNA, 1420 nt
Organism: Carcharodon carcharias (great white shark)
Lineage: Eukaryota; Metazoa; Chordata; Chondrichthyes; Lamniformes; Lamnidae
Product: creatine kinase M-type-like
Exons: 8
Coding region: 284-1342 (352 amino acids)
Biological process (GO): phosphocreatine biosynthetic process
Molecular function (GO): creatine kinase activity
Source: RefSeq, a predicted model, not a curated record
GAAAAGACCCAGCUGUCGUGCGUGGCAACUUUGCCAUCAAGGUCACUUUAAAAAAUGAAGUCAAUGCGAUCUGCCUUCCCACAACUGCAGAUGUAAAUAUAGUGACCGGCCGGCCACUCCAACCAGUUUAACUACCUCGUUAAGCCAUUUACAAAGUCUCCAGUCGCUGCAGCCAUGUGGAAACUUAAACCAAUUAACUCCACGUGACCCUGGAGCUUCAAUUAACCUUAAAAAAUUGUCGGCUGAAAAAGAAUUUCCAAACUUGGCCGAAAAUCAUACCUAUAUGGCAGAUGUUCUUACUAUUCAAAUGUACAAGAGACUGAGAGGCAGAGCAACCCAAAGUGGCUUCACACUGGAUGAUGUCAUUCAACCUGGUGUAGAGAAUUCUGAGCAUUCUUGCACCAGAAGUGUGGGUUGUGUGGCUGGAGAUGCUGAAUCAUACACUGUCUUCAUGGAGUUCUUUGAUCCACUUAUUGAACUUUAUCACUAUGAUUAUCAGCAAAGUAGAAUGCAUAGGAGUGACAUGAAUCCAGAAAACCUAAAGGGUGGAGCUGAUUUAGAUGGACAGUAUGUGUUGACCUGUCAAGUGAGUGCAGGACGCAAUGUGGAUGAUUUUUCUUUUCCGCCACACUGUAGUCGUGGAGAAAGACGUGCGCUUGAAAAACUUGCAGUAGAGGCCUUCAAUGCGUUAGAUGGUGAAUUUAAGGGAACUUAUCACUCGCUGAAGAACUUGAGUGAGGAGGAACUUCAGAGACUGACCACUGCUGGAAUUCUUACUGAUAACCUUAUUUCUCCAUUGAUGCUUUCAUCUGGUAUGGCCAGGGAUUGGCCAGAUGCACGGGGUGUCUGGCAUAAUGAUAUGAAGAAUUUUAUUGUCUGGGUCAAUAAAGAAGACCAUCUUCGCUUUACUUCUAAGCAACAAGGAGGAAAUAUGAACCAAGUUUUUACACGUUAUUGUUCAGGUCUUAAAAAGCUUGAAGAAAUAUACCAUCAGAAAAACCACCCCUUCAUCUGGAAAGACAAUCUAGGUUAUGUGUCAACCUGCCCUUCGGAUCUUGGCACUGGUUUGCGGGCAAGUGUCCACAUUAGGCUGAAGUACGUCAGUAAACAUAAGAAGUUCGGUGAGGUCUUGCAGAGAUUACGUCUGGAAAAAAUUUUUACUGGUUCUGUAGAUUCUUCUGUUGAAAGUGACGUCUGGGAUAUUUCCAACGCAGACAGAAUUGGUUUCUCAGAAGUUCAACUGUUGCAGUUGGUAGUUGAUGGCAUUAAACUGCUGAUCAACAUGGAUAAAUAUAUAGAACAUGGAAUACCUAUUGACGACCUUUUUCCUUCUCAGAAGUAGAUGGAUUUACAUGAAUAAUUAUGAUACAGCACAUAUAAUAGUAAAUAUUAAGUUACAUAGUGGGAUGGAAACUAUAUU